Molecule: messenger RNA, 5302 nt
Organism: Sitodiplosis mosellana (orange wheat blossom midge)
Lineage: Eukaryota; Metazoa; Arthropoda; Insecta; Diptera; Cecidomyiidae
Gene: G9a
Cellular component (GO): nucleus
Molecular function (GO): histone methyltransferase activity; zinc ion binding; protein-lysine N-methyltransferase activity
Source: RefSeq, a predicted model, not a curated record
AAGAAGAAGAAAAAAAAAGAAAAUAUAAACGAGCUAAUAGAAAAGCGUUGAGUUGAAAAUAUAAAGUCGCCAUUCAGUGCUUCAACGAUGACCGAUUUCAUCGAUUUGCUGACAAGUAUGUCAUCGAAAUUCAACGAAACCAAUGCCGAUUUACAGAUCAAUUUAAAUGAAGAUAAAACAUUGAAAUGGAGAGGUUUACAUAAUAAUCAGUAUGCCGCUGUGAAAAAACGUAAAGAUAUCAAACGAAGUGAAAAAGCAGCAGCACCGAAUACAUCGUCAACGACGACGGCAACAACGACGGACGACGAUCCGCCAUUAAUGAACGAUAGCGUUAGUGUUACUGUUAAUGCAGAUGAUGUUGCAACAGCAGCAGAUGUGACAAAGUCCCACGACAUCGAUUCCAUUGUUGUUGAGUCGUCGCAAACGGCGACGACCAGUGAAAAAAGUGAAGAGAACAUUGUGGUUGGCAACGAUACCAAAAGUGUGAGUGCCGAUAAAAUGGAAAAAAUAAAUAAUGAUAAGGAAAAAGACGAUGAUCAACGGCCAUUUAGGCGUACAUUGCGUCGCAAGCAAAAUGCUGACGACACAACAAAUGACGAUGUAGGUGUAUUGAAUGUGGACCGAACCAGAAAAGUCGGUUUACGACCGAAACGACAAUCAUCGGCUGGAUCGGCCAGUGAAAAUCGAUCGGUAUCGCCGCGUGGGGAAAAAGAGGAAAAAUCAAUAACAACCAUAGAUACGGUGGCCAAUCGAAACAAUAUCAUGACACGACAACGUGGUCGUGCCAAAAAAAGUGACCGAGAAAGCAGUGUUGAAGUUCAAUCGAAGAGUGCGGCCGACGAAUCGAAUGAUUCAUUACCAAAGACACGAAGUGAACGCAAAAAUUCAAUUGCAAACGAAGUAGACGAUGGACACACACAACCAACACCACCGAAAUUACGACGUAGCGAACGAACGCACACAUCCACACCGUGCGAUCAAAAGGAUCAAGCGGUGGCUCAAGGUCAGCCAGACGAUCGAAGCAAAUCAGACAUCGAUGGAACUGAACACAAAUCCAAUAUGGACAAAGAGCAUGCCACACGAUCGCGAAAACGAACGGUUGACGAUAAAAAAUCACCGGACAACGCAACCGAAUCGAAAGAUGAAAAAAGUGGUGACGAUAAAUUGGUGCCAAGUGAAAUGGAGGUUGACGCAAAAGACGAAAGCGACACGAAAACCGAGCAUGAGAAAUGUGUAAAUAGCCAAAAGAACGUCGUUGAUGAUGUUGAAAUGAUUGACGCACCACCGACUGACACAAAUCAUGAGGAUCAUUUGUCGAAUGGCAGCGAUGGUAAUGUGGUGGUUCGCAAACGUGGCCGAAAACCAGGAGGAUCCAAAGCAAAAGCCAAUUUAAAAUUAAACAUGACCAUUGCAACACGAAACUCACCCGUCAAAAAAUCACCACGAUUCACCAACGAUGAAAGCCCAUUUGUUUACACCAUUCCGAAAAAGGACAAAGCAGCUGCUGAACAGGCACAGCCGCAGCAGCGUUUAUCACGUCGUAUUAAGCCCACACCAAAGAUUUUGGCCAAUGAGGAGCUUCGGCAAGGAUUCGAAAUCCAGAAUAAUGCGCGUCUAUCGCUGAGCAGCGAGCACUUGGACAAUGAGCUGGAGCGCAGUCCAAAGCGAAAAUCACCACCAAGCACACCUCCAUCUCCGCCGAACACAAAGACUGACGCUGAAUCGGUACAAAAUGGCAUCGAACAAGUGGUAACCCGUCGCAAAUCCAACACACCACCAAAACGCCAGUCGAGCAAUUCAAAUGACACUCCAACGUAUGAAGUAGUACGGCCGGUGCGUCAACCAUGCCCUGACCCAGAAAAGUUUUUGAAUGAGAUCAAAUUGGCGAAAAUCAAUUUGCAUCGAUCGCCCGAACUCGACAAGAAGCUCAAUUUUAAGCAGAAGAAACGCUUGAUCAAGCUCAAAGAAAGGCAUUUCCACAAGCUUGGGCUGCAACGCGUGUCGAAAUCACAUGGCAACGGAGAUUCAUCCUCCGAUGGAUGCAUUGAAUCGGAUGACAAUGAAGAUUUUGUUCCAAAACAGAAAAUUAAUGUCGGUCGACCGAGCGUAACAUUGCGUAUGCGUGGCCAAAAGGAUAUUGUUAUCUAUGACAAGCACAUCAAUAAGGCACGAACCGUUCGUGACAAAACAAUAAAGAAAAAGUUGCCCGAAAAAGUGCCGACCGCACUCAUCGAUCAAUUGGAUCGUCAUUCGAAGGAGUUGAUAACGCGAAAUCCCGAAAUUAGUUUGAUAUCGAGCACCAAACACAAAGCGGUCGGAUCAUCACAGGCUCAAUUGCGCAAAUCAACACCGAUGGAACAUCAUCAUCAGAUCACAUCCGAAGUGACGCUAUCGAUUCGCAAAGAGGCCGACUCAAACAUUUGCUUGUGCAACAAAGUGUCGAAAUUCUACACGCGAAAAACCGACGAAACAUACUGUUCGGCCGUUGAUCAAAUUGAAGAUCAAAAAGUUGGUUGUGGAAAUGAAGUGGAGGGUGAAUUGCUCAAUCUGUUGCGGCCAAGCGUUCGUGUUAGCUACAUGCUGCUCUGCGAAAGUCACAAGAAACGAUUGUUGUCACACAAUUGCUGCGCAAGCUGUGGCGUUUUCCUUACCCAAGGCACAUUCAUGUUGUGCGCUAAAAAUCACUUCUUCCAUCGUGAUUGCGCCACGAAAUUCAUACUGAACGCACCAUUCGAUCCACAAAAUCCAGAGUACACAUGCCCGACACUGGUUUUGAAGUGUCCACACUGUGGCAUCGAUGCACCCGAACGCGAAACCAUCGUUACAAUGCGCUGCGGUAGCGUACCAAUUUUCACCACAUCACAAAAGAAACUCACAAAACCGGCCAAAAUGAGCAUCGGCCCCCAUAGCUAUCGAACGAUUAAAUCACACGAAGAACUCAAUUUGCUUGAGAUUGAGCGCUUGAUUCCUGAAAGUGUGGUAAAUCUGUUGGCACGUGCACAAAAUCGCUUCCCAUUCACGCGCGGCAAUCUUCAUUCGAACAAAGAUGUGUUCAAUGCCGUUACUAAAGAUGAUAUCGACCGUAUGGCCGAAAUCAUUGCCAGUGGCUUUGACAUUUCAACGCCAAUCAAGGAGUUUUACAAUGGAACUUGCUUGCAUUUAGUAUCGAAUUUUGGCAGUGUGAAAAUGACGCAUUUGAUUUUGAGCCGCGUUGCAUCCAUUGAUUUUCUCAAUUUGCUCGAUCAAAACCUUCGUACGGCGAUCAUGUGCGCAAUUGAUGGCAACAAAAAUGAUAUCUUGAAAUUGCUGGUACAAUGCGGCGCCGAUGUCAUCGUUAAAGGAACGGAAGGAAUGACCGCUUUGCAUAUGGCUGUUAAGAAGAAGAACUAUGAGGCUCUCGAGAUCAUUUUAAACACAUAUCGUGAAUCGUCCAGUCUGUAUCAGGUGGAGAAGUUCUUAAACACUCGUGACGACGGUGGAUGGACGGCCAUAGUUUGGGGUGCUGAUAUUGGAAACCAUAAAAUUGUAAGCGCUUUGUUGAACUGUGGUGCCGAUCCGAAAAUAUGUGAUGAUGAAAAUAACAGCGCAUUGCACUGGGCCACACUAUCCGGCAGCGUCGAAACAGUCAUGGUUCUUCUGCAAAGUGGUUGCCAUUUGAGUGCACAGAAUAUCAACGGAGACACGGCUCUACAUAUCGCAUGCAGAAAUGAAAAUACUCGCAUUGCAUUGCAUCUACUGGCGCAUGGAGCAAGCCUAGACAUCACAAACAAUGCAGACGAAGCACCCUACGAUUGUAUACCAGAUGAGAAUGGUGCAUGCGGACGUGCCAUACUAUUUAAUUUGCAAAUUCGCAACGUUACCGGGUUGCCCGAACAAAACAUCAUUCAUCAAGACAUAUCAAACGGUCGUGAAAUCUAUCCCAUUCAAGUGGUCGGACGAAAGAAAUAUCGUGAUGCGCGUUCAACUUCAAGCCAGAGUGAUUCAGACGCUGAUCCACUCAUACCUGAUUUUAAAUAUAUUACCAAAACCAUUUUGCUCCAAAAUUCGAUUCAAAUCGAUCGUCGAGUGUCGCAAAUGCGCAUCUGUUCCUGCACCGACAAUUGCACAACGCAAAAUUGUCAAUGCAGCGAGAUUUCGAUUCAGAAUUGGUACAGUCCAGACGGUCGCUUGAUCAGCGAUUUCAAGUACCACGAUCCGGCGAUGAUCUUUGAAUGCAACGACGUUUGCGGCUGCAAUAAAUUGCUGUGCAAAAAUCGAGUCGUACAAAAAGGUUCGAACAUUGCGAUGCAAAUCUUUGAGUGUAGCGAACGUGUUAAGGGAUUUGGAGUGCGGGGCAUUGCUAAAAUACCACGUGGAACAUUUAUUGCUGAGUAUACCGGUGAAAUACUAACGGAUAGCGAAGCCGAUCGACGCACUGACGACACAUACUUCUUUGAUCUUAGCUCAUCUGGCUUUUGCAUUGAUGCCAACUUCUAUGGAAAUGUGAGCCGUUUCUUUAACCACAGUUGCGAGCCAAAUGUGGUACCAAUUCGAGUUUACUAUGAACACCAAGACAUUCGUUUUCCAAAGAUUGCAUUUUUCGCAACAAAAGAUAUCGAAGCCGGAGAUGAGAUCACCUUUGAUUAUGGUGAAAAAUUCUGGAUUGCUAAACAUAAACUAUUUACAUGUCAUUGUGGAACAAAAUCUUGCCGUUUCUCAGAAGCAACUAUUGCUAAAACUUUAGAAGAAUAUAACCAAAGAAACACUUAAGUGGACCCCCUCCCAAAAAAAAUAAGCAACAAACACACAUUUUAAACAAAAUUAAUCUUUUAGAAAAACAAAAUCCUCCGUUUUGAAAACCAAAAGCGUAGAAAAGAAAAUGUGAAAACUAAAUCCAAACUCAAAGAACACUAUUUAGUUAAAUUUGUUUGCAAAAAAUGGAAAACACUAUUUUUCUAGUAAAACAAAAAUAUUUACCAAAAAAAAAGCGAUAAGAGGAUGAAACAAAACCUGGUGACGGUAACCAAAGUCACCAACAUAUAAAUAAAUUAGAUCAAGUAUAAUAAUUUAAUGAUAGUAACGAUUUACGAAAUCAAUGUCACAUAUACCAAAAUUUUACCAAUUUAACCGAAGAAACGUUCAACUUAGAGUUACAACCCCCCCAAAAAAAGUGAGAAGUAAACAAGAAAGAGCCGAAGAGAAAGAUGACGAAAAAGAGUUAGUUUCUAUUUAUUAUAAUGAUUAUUCUGGAAAUAAUUAAAAUGUAUCGUAUUUAUUUUACCGAAACCGAGAGAAACAAUAAAUAACCGAAACCAAAACAAAA